This is a messenger RNA of Thermothelomyces thermophilus ATCC 42464, 2802 nucleotides long. RefSeq lists its product as uncharacterized. The record is from RefSeq and is a predicted model, not a curated record. Gene Ontology annotation, molecular function: D-type glycerophospholipase activity. Bases 1 to 2538 code for a protein of 845 amino acids. Gene Ontology annotation, biological process: intracellular signal transduction; cell motility; phosphatidic acid biosynthetic process. The transcript is spliced from 10 exons. NCBI's taxonomy places the organism in Eukaryota, Fungi, Ascomycota, Sordariomycetes, Sordariales, Chaetomiaceae.
AUGGACAUCCAUUCGAUGCUGCGCAAGGCCAAGCACGGCCUGGAAGAACUCCUGCCCGGCGACGAGAAGCACUCGCACACCCACGACGGCGACAUUGACGAUGCGCACGCCGAACAAAGCGGCAACCGCUACAGCUCGUUUGCCCCUCAGAGUUCAGGACAUGCCAAGUGGUAUGUCGACGGCGCCUCCUAUUUCUGGGCCGUCUCCAUGGCUCUGGAAGAGGCGCGGGAGUACAUCUACAUACUCGAUUGGUGGCUGAGUCCAGAGCUGUACCUGCGUCGCCCGCCUGCCCGCAAUGAGCGCUAUCGUCUGGACAACAUGCUCAAAGCCGCAGCUGAGCGCGGUGUUCAAAUCUUUGUCAUUGUGUACAAGGAAGUUCCUCAAGCGUUGACAUGUAAGUGGGCCUCGCAGCACACCAAGCAUGCUCUGGAAGCCCUCCAUCCCAACAUCAAGGUCUUCAGGUAUCCCGAUCACCAUCACAGCGGCAACGAUAUUGUCAACGGCCUCCAGGAGCUGCACUCCAACCUGCAGAACUUCAGCCUGAAGACAUUCAACCUUGCUAAAGCAUCGCAGGAGGCUGUUGAAGCUCUUUACGGUGUUGCCGAUGACAUUACCUUGUACUUCUCUCAUCACGAGAAGCUCUGUCUCAUCGACGGCAAGGUGGCCUUCAUGGGCGGUCUUGAUUUGUGCCACCCCAUCGCGGACGCCCAUCCCGGCAACGUCGAGGAACUAGUGUAUCCUGGCCAAGACUACAACAAUGCGCGGAUCUACGACUUUGAAGACGUCGAUAAGUGGGAAAACAAUAAGCUCGACCGGACAAAGAGUUCGCGCAUGGGCUGGUCGGACAUCAGCAUCAGCCUCUCGGGACCGAUCGUCGAUAGCCUGGCCAUGCAUUUUACCCAGCGAUGGAACUUCAUCUUUAACAAGAAAUACAGCACGCGUGAUAUUGGCAAGUAUUGGUUACUCGAGGCACCCCACACCCACCACGGCGCUGCAAGCCACUACGGAGGCGAUUUUGAGAGUCACUUCGAUGACCUGCAGCAGCGAUUCACGCGGCACGUGCGUCGCUUCGUCGGGACGGAUGAGGAAACACAUCACGCGUCCCAAGUUAAGAGCGAGAGUGCGCACAUUCAGUUGACCAGAAGCUGCUCCAAAUGGUCGCUGGGCGUCGACACUGAGCAUUCCAUCGCCAAUGCCUACAUUGAAGCCAUCAAGAAUGCCAAACACUUUGUCUACAUUGAGAACCAGUUCUUCAUCACUGCCACAUCGGACGAGCAGAAGCCCGUGUGCAAUAAGAUUGGCCGGGCCAUCGUUGACCGUAUCCUUCGUGCCCAUCAAAACGGGGAGGACUUCCAUAUCAUCAUUGUGAUUCCCGCAGUUCCUGCUUUCGCCGGAGAUCUCAAGUCGGACGGUGCCCUCGGUACCAGGGCCAUCAUGGAGUUCCAGUACUUCUCGAUCAACCGGGGUGGCAGCAGCAUUCUCGAGACACUGCGGAACUCUGGCGUCCAGGACCCCCACAGGUACAUCAACUUCUAUAACUUGCGCAACUACGACCGCAUCAACUCCAGCGCCAUCAUGGGCCGUGCCGAGCGUGAGAGCGGUGUCCGUUACGAGGAGGCGCGGCGGGAGUAUGACGAACACAGCCGGGACGACUACGGUCAGGGCAGCCAUGGCGACAGCCGAUAUCGCCGAUACCAGGAAGCCGCGCGCCACAUGUCAGACGAGACUUGGGAUUCCGUCGCUGCCUGCUACAUGCACAACGGCCCCGAUCUGCGUAGCGUCCCCUGGACCGGGUCUCCGGAAGACGAGUUCAACGCGUUCGUGUCGGAGGAGCUUUACGUCCACAGCAAGGUCCUCAUCGCCGACGACCAGCUCGUCAUCUGCGGCUCAGCCAACCUCAACGAUCGCUCCCAGCUCGGCAACCACGACAGCGAGAUCGCCGUCGUCAUCGAGGACCCCACCCCGGUGUCCAGCACCAUGGGCGGGCGUCCCUACACGGCUUCGGCCUUCGCGGCCUCCCUUCGCCGCCAGCUCUUCCGCAAGCACCUCGGCCUCCUGCCCCACCAGCGCCCGGAUGCUGCCGACCGCAAUUGGACGCCCGUCACGCACCACGCGGUCAAUGACUACGACUGGGGCUCCGCCGCGGACAAGCUGGUGCAAGACCCGCUGAGCUGGGAAUUCCGCGACCUCUGGCGCACCACGGCGCGCCGCAACACCGAGAUCUUCAGCCGCGCGUUCCACCCCGUGCCCGACGACAAGAUGCGUACGUGGGACGACUACAACGACUUCUUCUCCCGGUACUUUGUCAUCCCCGGCGAGUCGGCCGACAAGGCCGAGGAGGGGUACCGGCAGGGCAAGGUCGACUACGGGCACGCGGUCAGGGAGGAGUUCCCCGGCGGCGUGGAGGAGCUGAAGGAGUGGCUUGCCGGGGUCAGGGGCACGCUGGUGGAGAUGCCGCUGCAGUUCCUGAUCGAUGUGGACGACCUCGCCGAGGACGGGCUAAUGCUGAACACGCUGACCGACGAGCUCUAUACGUAAGGUAGGCUGCUUCUCUGGCCAAGUGCCACCGUGUUCGCUCCCGUGUCCUCCUGUAGGGGUUGGGGGUUCACGGGACGGUCUUGACCGCACCGAUUCAGUAAGAACCUCUGCUUUCAUUAUCAUGACACACAACAUAUAGUGGAAUUAGAUUGCGCAAUGGAUCGUACGUCCUGGUCUCGCGAGGCGCACGGUCCUGCGUGCUACAUACCGGCAUCAGAUAGGUACACCUAUAUAGAGCAUAAAAAUCAAGCCAUAGCUUUCUCC